UUGUAACUGACCACAAGUGGAAAGCAAAAUGAGAGCUGCUUUGACGUAAAGGAAACAUUUAUUAUUGGGCUAUAGAAACCUCAGUUUAACCUUGGUGUGGUUACAUUUGUGCUGCAGAGCAAGAACUUGUGAGCUUCAAGAUUUACAGACAAAGCAGAGAGACAUGGAUGUCAUCUACAAAGAAGGGAUGCUGUUCCUGCAGGCAGUCAAGUUUGGAAAAAGAAUGUGGCGGAAAAUAUGGAUGAUGCUCUUUAAACCCAGCUCCACAGGCGUUGGACGCUUGGAGCUUUACUCUGUACUCGACAACAUGGCUCUUACUGACCAGAAGAAGCUUGCUUGGCAGAAAACACAAGAUAGAAAGGUGGUGCGAUUAAGUGAUUGCCUCAGUGUCUCACCUGCUCCAAAGGAAUCUUGCCCUCAAGGGUGCACAGCCUUCUACUUAAACACCACGCAAAGCACCUACACCCUGGCCUCCACGGCCAGCGAGGACUGGCUGAGUGCCCUCUGUCUUCUUGCCUUCCAGAAGGAUCCUGGAGAAUCAGACAAAGGGGGUUUCAAGAAAGAAUAUGGCUUUACUAUGGAGGACAAUGACCUCUACUCAACUUGGAAAAAAGAUCUUCCUCCAAACCAGUACCAAGUGACUGUGCAGAGCACAGAGGCAUCCAGGAGGUGCCAGCUUAAUGGGAUGUAUUUGGUGUCACCAGAAGAAGAGGCAGUGAUUCUGCUCACCAUUAAUACUGGUCAAGUUGUCUACCGUUGGCCCUAUACGCUCUUACGAAAAUUUGGACAGGUUAAGGGUGGAUUCAGCAUUGAAGCUGGCCGUCGUUGUGAAUCAGGAGAGGGAGUGUUCAUUUUCCUGUCCAGACAUGGUCCACAAAUCUUCCAGGCUAUUUCAAAGCAGUGCACUGUGGAGAAGAGGCCUCCCGUCCAACAACUAAAUGUCCACAGAAGAACAUCAUCUGACCAGUCUUUCAUGAUCCUCCCAAUCAAAACCGACUCAACUGCUGGUUCCCCUGGUCAGAAUCCUGCUGAUUGUUUGGCUGUCAAAGAGGCCGAGUCUGCCAACCACUACUCUACCAUUGAUAACUCCUCUGUACCAAGGUUAAAGCGUCUAUCUCUUUCAAAACCCUUUUUCUAUAACAGCAAGGAGUCUGUGGGUGAUGACAAUGAAGAAGAGCGCUGUCAUUCUCUUGAUUCCUUAAUCAUGAAUUAUGUCGUGGAUCAGAACCGUUGUGGCAACCUGAGGAGAGCUACACCUCCUCUGAUAAGAAAGGAGCAGUUAAAAGCUGAGGCAGAAGAUUCAGAGUGCAUCUACUCUGAAGUGAAAUUUGUUGAUUCCCCUUCAAAGAAUCCCUGGCUACCACCUUUCUCUUACCUUCCUCCUCCUCCUCUUCCUCCUCCUCCUCCUCCUCCUCCUCCUCCUCCUCCUCCUCCUCCUCCUCCUCCUCCUCCAUCUGUCCCCCUGCCACCUCCUCCUCUCCAGUCCGUACACUUGGUCCUACCAAAGCCCCGAUACCAGCACCAGCCCCCUGCCAACCUGCAGCCAGGCUACAAUGCACAGCCAGUGGAUGACAUGAAGGACACGGAGGAGGCCAUCAACUCCUCCAGCCGCGUUACCUCCACAGAGGCCCCCGGCACUUUUAAACAGAGGCUGGCAGAAAUAAUUUCCAAGGACCUGGCAAAGUUCCAGCCCCCUCUUCCCUAUGGAGCAAGCAGCCCCACAUUUUCUCAAUAGACUACUCCUUAACAGGCAGCCAAGAAGGAGCAGUUUGAACUACGAAGAGCUUUAUUAAAGCCUAAUCAGUUUCUUUGAAACCCCCUCUGUUGGGAGCAAUAGACAUCAGAUUUUGGCUGGCAGAUGUUUCUGCACUGGUGGAGUGUGAUGGACUGCAAUUAAGCACCAUAAUUAUCCUAAGCUUGGAUGUACUGUACUUUUUUACACAAAAUUUCUUGGCAAAGAUUAAGUUAGAGUAAAUCCUGCAAAAUUAGCUAAUUAACCUGUCACAUUAUAAAUAAGUACUUUUCUUGACUAAGCUACACAGGAGUACAUCAAAAUAUCUAAAUAAGCCUCAAAAGUACAUGCAUCCAUAUACUUUAUUCAAAGGGGACAUACAACAAGAGACCUACUUCAGUAAUUUGGCAAUUAUAUUUGGAUAUUCAGAGUUUCUACCAACCCACAAAAUGUGAAUAAAGCCAACCCAGGAAUUUGUUAAUAGUCAAGCUAUGUGUGAAAACACAGAAUCUGAUGGACUGUUCCUAAUCUGCUCUCCUUGUGACAUAACAAUCAUACAGUGCCUAUAAAGUGUUCACCCCCCUUUUUUUUUAAUCCUUUACUGAUUUUAUAAAUCAGUAAUGGCUAAUAUAAUUUGGCUUUUUUUGACCAAAAAAAUACAAAAAACCCUCUUUAAAGACCCGUAAAGGGAAAAUGAAUCUGUACUUGGGUUUGUUGUAUGAUAGGUCACUGUGUGAUGAACCCCUAAAUCAAAUUUCAGUCAAACAAAACAUCUCAACAAAGUUUAUGAAAUUAAAAAGUUCUGCUAUAUUGGGCCUCUCGUAGCCUACUGGCUGUUAGCAAAACUGUUGUCCUUAAAGUGGGUAGUCCAAAUUUAAAUAUGAUCAAUUUUGAUAGACUUCUUUCCUGCUGUCAUCCCACACACUCUCUCUCUCCAAAUUUUUGACUUCUUUCUGUCCUAUUUGAAUAAAGCUACACAAGCCAGAUAUUAAUUAUUUUUUAAAAUGCUGUAUAUAAAUCUGAAUUUGCUAAACAGCAUGAUGAGUACUUAAAAGUUUGGUACAUGAAGUGCAUUUAAGACUUAAACUUUGUGCUUUUGCUUUGGUAUGACUUUAGUUUUCUAUGAAUACAGCACUUUCAUCUCCUAUAAAUUUAUCGUUAAAGCUCUAGUGAGAAGCUUUUGGUGAUUUAUGCACCCCCUGUGGACAAAGUAGUACCUCUAAUCUCCUUGCUGAUGCAUUCGUCUGUGAUAAUAUUAAUAACUGUUUAUAUAACCAUUUAUAAAACAAGUUACAAAGUGCACUGCAAGGAAAAUUAGCCAGGAUGAUCAGAACAAAUACACAAAAAGUUAAGCAAUUAAAAAAAUAAUUAAAGCAUCGAUAAAGAGGAAACCCAAAGCAGAGACUUGGGUGACACAGUGAGAAGGGAGCAAAAGAGGAAGGAGCAUCUACAAGCAUAAUAGAAAAAGAGCUGUAUGACAGAUAGCACAUGAACCAAUCCAGUGAUGCUAACAGUGCACUUCAAGUGGCUGAUUAUGGUAAUAUGGUCCAAUGUGUCAAAGGCUGAGCUGAGAUCAGUGUCUACUGUCUGACAGAAAAUCUCAUCUUGCAGUCAAACAUACCACUUGGUAUAAAUAUCUGCUGUGGAGGUUGACUAACAAAAUGUUUUUGUUGUAAAUAACCUGGUCUGACACCUACCCUGCAGCAAUGGU
This is a messenger RNA of Cheilinus undulatus (humphead wrasse), 3443 nucleotides long. RefSeq names its product docking protein 3 (gene dok3). The record is from RefSeq and is a predicted model, not a curated record. Gene Ontology annotation, biological process: positive regulation of MAPK cascade; cell surface receptor protein tyrosine kinase signaling pathway. Gene Ontology annotation, cellular component: cytoplasm. The coding region runs from base 164 to 1735 and encodes 523 amino acids. Lineage: Eukaryota; Metazoa; Chordata; Actinopteri; Labriformes; Labridae. The transcript is spliced from 5 exons.